AGUCACUUAAAAGGAGGCUUCCAUCGUCUCCAGACCUCAGUUCAUAUUUGGGAAUCUUCUGAAUUUGCAAAAAAGAGAAAGAUCGUGAAGUGAAUUACGAUGAAAGUCUGUACUCUUGUGGUUGUGUUUGCUAUUGUAGGGAUCAUUGAAGUGACUGGUCAUGGAAUGCUUCUGAAUCCUGUCAAUCGAGGAUCACGCUGGCGCUAUGAUCAUACAGCAAUUGCUGAUUACAACGAUAAUGGCAAUUUCUGUGGAGGAUUCUAUGUUCAACACAGUGUCAAUGGGGGAAAGUGUGGACUUUGUGGUGACGAUUACAGGGCACCAACUCCACGUGAACACGAAGACGGUGGAAAAUACGGCCAAGGAGUGGUCGUGGCAAACUAUCAACGAGGAGCAACCAUUCCCGUCUCAGUGCUAAUCACAGCCAAUCAUUUGGGCUAUUUCUACUUCAAUCUCUGCAAUUUGGACACAAACAAUGGACGUGAAUCUGACGCAUGUUUUGCCCAAUAUUCCCUCAAAACUUCCUCAGGAACACCACAGUAUUACCUAAAUUCUGCUGCCGUGGGAUACUACAACUUCACAGUUACUCUCCCGGCAAAUGUCUCGUGCAAACGCUGCGUGCUGCAGUGGACAUAUCACGUAGGCAACAAUUGGGGAUACUGUGACGAUGGAACCGGCAAACUUGGAUGUGGACCACAAGAAAAUUUCCGGACAUGCUCAGACAUCUCAAUCAGCUAAAGAUUAUUACUAAUAAAUAGUUCGACUGCUUAAUUUCUGUGUUCCUACCUUGUACUCUUUAAUAAAGAGAUUCAUAUAGAUAA
Phlebotomus papatasi is the source of this 821-nucleotide messenger RNA. RefSeq lists its product as uncharacterized. The transcript is spliced from 3 exons. NCBI's taxonomy places the organism in Eukaryota, Metazoa, Arthropoda, Insecta, Diptera, Psychodidae. The coding region runs from base 100 to 738 and encodes 212 amino acids. The record is from RefSeq and is a predicted model, not a curated record.